Molecule: messenger RNA, 984 nt
Organism: Zingiber officinale
Lineage: Eukaryota; Viridiplantae; Streptophyta; Magnoliopsida; Zingiberales; Zingiberaceae
Product: dehydrin COR410-like
Exons: 2
Coding region: 85-738 (217 amino acids)
Biological process (GO): response to water
Cellular component (GO): membrane
Source: RefSeq, a predicted model, not a curated record
CCCCACCACUUCCCUUCUCUCUUGUGUCACUCAGUGUUUUAAUUUUCAGCUUUGAGAUCGACAAGCUUUCGCUAGAAAUCGAAGAUGGCAGAUUACGAGCAAACCAAGGUCGAGCAGAGCAGCAGCGCUGGAGAGGUGCAAGAUCGAGGGCUGUUCGACUUCCUGAAGAAGAAGGAAGAGGAGAAGAAGACGGAGGAGGGAUUGGUCGAAGGGGUGGAGAAGAUUCACAUAGAGGAGGAGCAUGGGAAGGUAGAGGAGGAGAAGAAGGAAGGACUUCACGAGAAGCUGCACCGCUCUCACAGCUCCAGCUCCAGCUCUUCGAGCGACGAGGACGACGGCGGCGAAGAGGAAGCGGUUGGCGGCGAGAAGAAAAAGAAGAAGAAAGGUCUGAAGGAAAAGAUCAAGGAGAAGCUCGGCGGCGACGAGAAAAAGGACGAAGAGAAAGUGGUGGUUGAGCAUACCGAGGCGGUCGCCUUCUCCGCCGACGACGAGACGGCUGUGGUCAUCGAGACGGUGGAAGAGCAGACGGUAUUGGUCGCGCCGGAGGAGGAGAAGAAGGGGUUCUUGGAAAAGUUCAAGGAGAAGCUCCCCGGCGGCGCUCAGAAGAAACCCACCCCCGAGGAGGUCCCUGCGGCGACUGCGGAGACGGAGCAGGAGAAGAAAGGACUUUUGGGGAAGAUCAUGGAGAAGCUGCCUGGUUAUCACAAGGCGGAGGAGAAAAAGGAAGGUGCCAAUUGAAAAAGAAACCAUAAGGAAUACGAUCGAUCGAGCUUGGUCCGUUACGUUGGUAAUUAUAAUCUCCUCUCUAUAUGCGUUUUUUGGUUUUGUUCGUGUUGCUGUUUGGUGUUUCAAUUCUGGCCGUGUAUGAGCCCGAUUUAAGUUGGUAAUUUGUUUGGUUAUGAUUAAAUGAUUAAUGGUAAUGUAAGGGCGUAUUGUCAUAUGUAUGUGUCAAUAUAUAUAUAAUUAAUUAAUUAAUUUUGUAAA